UUUUCCAAAAAAAAAACUCUACACACCAAACUGAGCCAGUUUUCCCCAGCUCUGUUCUAUCAUAGAUGGAUUGGGGACAGUAGCAGAAAAGGGAGGAUCAAUGAAGACAGGAUCAAACAUCCUUUUUAACCAAGGCAAAAAAGAAUUAACCCCUUAGGGUUUCCACAGUGAGUAUAACAAGCACGCUUUACUGCAUAUACAGACUGAUUUUACUGGGGGGUUUAGUAACACUU
This is a messenger RNA of Staurois parvus, 233 nucleotides long. NCBI's taxonomy places the organism in Eukaryota, Metazoa, Chordata, Amphibia, Anura, Ranidae. The record is from the annotation of a GenBank genome assembly.